AUGGCUAACGUUAAAGCACAUAAGAACGCACUAAACUUCGAGCCAAGUGGAGGCGAAACCUUUAGAUACCAGGAACAGCUCCCCAAGUUACCAAUUCCUGAGCUCAAAGAUACAUUGGCCCGUUAUUUGACUAGUAUCCAACCUCUACAGUCUGUUGAAGAGCAUGAAAGAAGCAAGGUUGCCGUCAAGGACUUUCUCGAAAACGAUGGCCCAAAGUUGCAAAGCAAGCUAUUAACAUAUGCGACCGAUAAAUCAUCUUACAUUGAAGAGUUUUGGUAUGACUCUUACCUCCAACAUUCUGACCCAGUGGUCUUGAACCUAAACCCAUUCUUUGUACUGGAAGAUGACCCUACCCCUUUGAGAAACGACCAGGUCAUUCGUGCGUCCUCGCUCAUCUAUUCUACUCUCAAAUUCAUUGAUGCUCUUCACGAUAAGACUCUUGAGCCAGAUGUCUUCCGUGGUACACCUCUAUGCAUGUCCCAGUUCAGUCGCCUGUUCGGAACUGCUCGAGUACCGACCGACAAUGGCUGCUAUAUGGCACCGGGAAACGAGUCCAGACACAUUGUUGUCAUGGCUCACUCCCAGUCCUACCACUUUGAGGUCUUUGAUGAGUUUGGCGAGACUGCAUUGACCGAAAAGGAGAUUGCGGCCAACCUCAGGGCCAUCCUUCGAGACGCAGCUCGUAUUCCAGUGAGCGAUAUUGCUAAGACUGCCAUUGGUGUACUGACGACCGAGAAGCGUCGUAACUGGGCCCGCCUCAGAGCCGAACUAAAGUCAGACCCAACCAAUCGCCAGUCUCUCAAAGUAAUCGAUUCUGCACUUUUUAUUGUGUGCUUGGAUCAUGUUGAGCCUACAACUAUCGAGGAUUUAAGUUCAAACAUGCUGUGUGGCACAUAUCGCCUAGAUCAAGGGUUACAAGUUGGCACAUGCACCAACCGUUGGUACGACAAGCUUCAGAUCAUUGUCUGUAAGAACGGUAGUGCGGGUAUUAAUUUUGAACACACUGGUGUCGAUGGUCACACUGUUCUGCGCUACGUCUCCGAUAUUUACACGGACACAAUUCUUCGAUUCGCAAAGACAAUCAACAGCCAGACAAAGUCUAUAUUCCAUUCUCACAAGCAAAAGGAUAGUGCUGCUAACCGUGCCAGACGAGAUAGUUUCGGUACUGGUCUUUCAUUCGACAUCAACCCUCGCAGAAUCGAGUGGAACAUGACUGAGCCAAUCACACUUGGCGUUAGAUACGCCGAGACCAGACUGAGUGACCUUAUCUUGCAAAACGAGGUUCGUGUCCUCGAAUUUAACAACUAUGGAAAGUACUUUAUUACCGACAUGAAGAUGAGUCCGGAUGCUUUUGUCCAGAUGGCGUUCCAAGCUGCCUAUUAUGGUCUCUACGGAAAGUCAGAAUGCACCUAUGAACCAGCUAUGACAAAGACUUUCUUACACGGAAGAACUGAGGCUAUCCGCAGUGUUACCAAUGCCUCGGUCAACUUUGUCGAAACUUAUUACUCAAAGGCAGCUGAUCAUGACAAGCUCGAGAGUCUGCGCAAAGCACUCAAGAGUCACACCAAUCUCACUCGCCAGUGCGCCCAAGGUUUAGGACAAGACCGCCACUUGUUUGCUCUUGAAUGCCUCUGGAACCGUAUGAACAAAGACACCAAAAAGCCUUUGAUCUUUACUGACAGUGGGUGGAAGGUUCUCGGUCACACAAUGAUCAGUACUUCCAACUGUGGAAAUCCAGCACUGCGUCUCUUUGGUUUUGGUCCCACAGUAUCGGAUGGCUUUGGCAUUGGUUAUAUCAUCAAAGAGGAUGGUAUCUCCUUUGCUGCGUCGUCUAAACAUCGUCAAACCGAGCGUCUCUUAAAGACACUUGAGAAAUAUCUGUUGGAUAUACAGAUUAUGUUACAAAAGGAGAAAUACCCAGGAGGAAUUUCCCAGAGACAACGAAUUCUUGCUAUGGAAAAUGCGGACGAACUUAACAAUGGUUACAGCUACUUUGAUAACGGAGAAAACUUUGGAUCGGACAAAGAGUCUUCAUCUGGUUCUAUCGACGGUUACCUUUCCCGUUCCCCUACUCGCAAGGUUGGAAAGCGUCUUAUGUUGCGCGAGACCGACUAA
Messenger RNA from Phycomyces blakesleeanus NRRL 1555(-), 2115 nucleotides. RefSeq lists its product as hypothetical. Bases 1 to 2115 code for a protein of 704 amino acids. The record is from RefSeq and is a predicted model, not a curated record. Gene Ontology annotation, biological process: carnitine metabolic process. Gene Ontology annotation, molecular function: carnitine O-acetyltransferase activity. NCBI's taxonomy places the organism in Eukaryota, Fungi, Mucoromycota, Mucoromycetes, Mucorales, Phycomycetaceae. Gene Ontology annotation, cellular component: mitochondrion. The transcript is spliced from 8 exons.